Molecule: messenger RNA, 3425 nt
Organism: Megalops cyprinoides (Indo-Pacific tarpon)
Lineage: Eukaryota; Metazoa; Chordata; Actinopteri; Elopiformes; Megalopidae
Gene: ttll11
Product: tubulin tyrosine ligase-like family, member 11
Exons: 9
Coding region: 501-2750 (749 amino acids)
Biological process (GO): microtubule cytoskeleton organization; protein polyglutamylation
Cellular component (GO): cilium
Molecular function (GO): tubulin-glutamic acid ligase activity; tubulin binding
Source: RefSeq, a predicted model, not a curated record
GUUUAGUUUGUAGUUAACUACCAAAUUCUUCGUUUUCUCUAUUUUAGAUAGCCAGCUAGCUGGUCAUGUAGCUAACAAGGCUGCUAAUUUGCGAUUAAGUUUUAAUCAAACAUGAGUUGUCUUGACAGGCAGCUAACUAACGUCGGCUAACUGGCAAGAUGUUAUGCUGUAUCUAGGGAACACUUGCUAGCUAGCUAGCUGUUUAUUAACCAUACAACUAGUUAGCUGUAUUGCAAUGUUUCAGUGCAAAUCUGGUGUUGGGCUGUGUCCUUUAUGAAUAUUUAAUGAGGCCGAAUUCGCUGGCUGAUAGAUAUGUAGGUAGGUAAUCAUCUAUUCUGCUAGACUGCAAUGUGCCUUGUGAAUACAGCUAACGAAAUUGCUUUGAAGAUAGUCUCGCUAGGGACUUUAAAUACAUAACCAUUUGAAACCAGUUGUCGCAUUGCACAGUGCAAUUGGUGACCCUUGCAAACAACGUAAGUAGCGGUUUUUUUAUUAGCAGAAUGAGUGAUCACUAUGUCAAAGUUAAGGUUCAGUUGGAGCAGAUGAAAUCGGAACAGGAAGGAACUGAAAGGGAGGCAGCUGCAGAAGAGGAGGCACUGCUAACACCCUCGCCUGGAUCUGUCUCUCCGGUUGCUGCUGCUAACAUUACUGCUGGAGGGCGGAGAGAUGCUGUCAGGUCCUCUGCUGCCGGCAGUAGACACAGGAGUAAAAGUAGGGGAAAAAAUGGAGCUCUUGAUAGGAAUGCAUGUAGCACGGGCAUCACACAGGACACCAAUCCAGUUCAAGGGCCGAUCGAAACCACUGCGGGUAAAAUGACCAAUCGUAACAGUAGCGAGCAAAUGCUUCAGAUCAAAGGAACCGGCAAAGUGCUUCAAGGGAAAAAUGAAACCAAUGGUACAACGGUGUCCAACCACCGAUCGAAAGACCAGCACACCAAAGACGAUGGAAACAAACUUGUUAAGAGGAGGAAACCAGUGACCGUGGAUACGUCCAAAGCAAAGACAUCGCUUGAGGCUCUAAAAGUCAGCAUUAAACAACUCAAGUGGAAAGAGUUUCCCCUAGGUCGACGUGUGGCCUGUGAUAUAUACUGGCAUGGGGUGUCUUUUCAUGACAAUGAGAACAUCGUAUCCGGCCAGGUGAACAAGUUCCCAGGGAUGAUCGAGAUGUUGCGGAAGAUCAACCUAAGCCGAGCUGUGCGGACCAUGCAGGAGCUCUUCCCAGAUGAGUACAACUUCUACCCCCGCUCCUGGAUCCUUCCUGAGGAGUUCCAGCUCUUUUCCACACAGAUCCGUCUGGCAAAAGACAGCGACUCCUCCCUGAAGCCCACAUUCAUCGUGAAGCCAGACGGGGGCUCCCAGGGAGACGGGAUCUACCUGAUCCGCGACCCCAGCGACCUGCGGGCGAUGGCAGGGGCCCACAGCAAGCAUGCUGUGGUGCAGGAGUACAUCCAGAAGCCGCUGCUUAUCGACAAGCUGAAGUUCGACAUUCGCCUCUAUGUGCUGAUCCGCUCCCUGGAGCCGCUGGAGAUCUACAUUGCCAAGGAGGGCCUGUCACGUUUCUGCACUGAGCCGUACCAGGAGCCCAGCCAGAAGAACCUCAACCAGGUCUUUAUGCACCUCACCAACUACUCGCUCAACGUACACAGCGGCAACUUCGUCCACUCCGACAGCACCAACACCGGCAGCAAGCGCACCUUCUCCAGCAUCCUCUACCGCCUGGCGUCCAAGGGCGUUGACAUCAAGAAGGUGUGGUCCGAUAUCAUCUCCCUGGUUAUCAAGACCGUCAUUGCGCUGGUGCCGGAGCUCAAGGUGUACUACCAGGCUGACAUUCCGCCGGGCAAGCCAGGCCCCACCUGCUUUCAGAUUUUGGGGUUUGACAUUCUGCUGAUGAAGAACCUGAAACCAGUCUUACUGGAGGUCAACGCCAACCCCAGCAUGAGGAUUGAACAUGAGCAAGAAGUCUCUCCAGGGGUGUUUGAGUAUGUUCCCAGUCCUGUGGAUGAGGAGGUGAAAGUGGGAGUCAUCCGGGACACACUGCGACUCGUGGACCCUGGCCAGAGAAGGCCCUCCCACCCCAUGUCGCUCCCGCUUGGCAACAGCUCUGAGCUGCAGGAGGAUAUCCUGGAGGCAGGGUCCCCGGACAAGGCAGAGCCUGGGGACGGGGUCCUUGUGGAGAACAGCCUGCCCUCACUGUGCCUGAAGCAGGUCUUCCCCAAAUACACCAAGCAGUUCAACUACCUGCGCACUGUGGAGCGCAUCGCUGCCCUCUUCAUACGCUUCCUGGGGGUGAAGGGGACGAUGCGGAUGGGGCCCACGGGGUUCCGCACCUUCAUCAGGAACUGUAAGCUGAGUGGCAGCAGUCUGUCCAUGGCGUCUGUGGAUAUCCUCUACAUCGACAUCACACGACGCUGGGCUGGCAUGGUGUCCGACUCCAGGGAAGCAGGCAUGGGCCUGCAGGCCUUCGUGGAGGCCUUCUUCUACUUGGCCCAGCGUCGCUUCAAGGGGCUGCCGCUGCGGGAACAGGUGGUGUCCCUGCUGGGGGUGUGUGAGGCGCAGUUGGAAGGGGUGGAGGAGAAGCGCUCCCUCUGCACUAAGACCCCAGCCGAGAAGAGGACGGUGCAGGGGACCGCCCACCCACUGGCUCUACCCACCCUGCCCCAGCUCAGCUCCCCGGCAAUCGUCCAUAAACUGCCCAACUACCGACUCCACCAGACGCUGAGGCCCACCCUGAAGGGGAAUGUGGAGAACUGAGAGCGGCCUGUGGGCAGGCCACUCUGGGUACAGAAAGGACCGGGAGUUCCUUAAGCAUACCAUCACCACGGCCCCAGCCAGAGAGGCCGAACCUCCAUCCACCUACUGCACAACCCUUCAGCAAAUCAAUUGCUGGCUUGAUUACUUUUCCUGGCAAGGUGAUGGGGAAGUGCCCCCCUACCCCUCCACCAAGGAGAAGUGAGAAGUUGGCCCCAUCAUCCAGGAAUGUGGGCGCUGGGAAGCUCUCUGUUUUCUUAUCUCCUCCCCAAUCUUAUCUGCACCGGCAGUCCAGGGCUGUGUGGAUGGGAAGACAUAUGUUUUUUUGAAUUCAUAUUUUAGAUUCAAUUAUUGAUUUUUUUUAACUUACAGGGUGGUUAUCUUCCCAUUGCAAUUGCACGGCAUCUUUCUUCAGGGAACUCUUGGAAGCUUUAAUUACACGGCUGACCAACUCUGCGGUCAGCUCGGCUCAGAUGCCACAGACACGAAGGUGGGUUUGGGGGUGGGGGGAGUCAGAAUCCAGUUCGCAUGGAUGAGCUUGUAGUUUUCACAACGGCAUCGAGUAAAUAACCUCUGAUCAGGUCCCUGGGCACAGAGCCACUUCCCGCUGCAAGGGACGCUACUGCAGUUAUCAUGGAAGUCAUGUUUUUCUGCUGUUUGACGAAGAGCUCAAGGAGA